Gossypium raimondii (Peruvian cotton) is the source of this 1424-nucleotide messenger RNA. Its product is annotated as scopoletin 8-hydroxylase. Lineage: Eukaryota; Viridiplantae; Streptophyta; Magnoliopsida; Malvales; Malvaceae. The coding region runs from base 147 to 1250 and encodes 367 amino acids. The record is from RefSeq and is a predicted model, not a curated record. The transcript is spliced from 3 exons.
UCCGUCACCUACCUAUUUUCCUUAAACUUGCCCUGGUCCAUCAAAAGUUUUAUUGAACUUCAUCCUGAUCAACUUGAUAAGCUUUUCUUCACCAUCCACAAUCCACAACCAAGAAAACCUCUUUGUUUUACAGUGAUCGGAAAUCCAUGGCUCCGAAUUUGGAGGAUAGGAACUCUGUUUUCGAGUUUGUUGUCCGACAAGGAAAUGGUGUGAAAGGACUAGUGGAUUCAGGGCUUUCCACGGUGCCAGAGGCUUUCGUGCAACCACCGGAAGAGCGAAUAGACAAGGAAAACGCCAUAAAAUAUGACCUGCCACCCAUUGAUUUGUCGAAGCUGGAUGGCCAUGGCCCUGAUCACGAUGAAGUGGCCAACCAAAUUGUUAGAGCUGCUGAAACUCUUGGUUUCUUCCAAGUUGUUAACCAUGGUGUCCCCCUUCAUCUACUGGAAUCCCUUAAAGUUUCUGCUCAUGAAUUCUUCAGCUUGCCCCCUCAAAGGAAGGCCGUUUAUCUUGCAGACGUUAGUCCAAGUCCACUAGUGAAGUACGGGACCAGCUUUAUCCCAGAGAAAGAGAAAGCAUUGGGAUGGAAAGAUUAUAUCCUCAUGCAAUACACCAAUGAUGAUGAAGCUCUUCAACAUUGGCCUCAAGAAAUCAAGGAGAUGUUACUUGAGUAUUUGAGGAGUUCAAUAGGCAUGGUGAAAAAAUUGCUUCAAGUUUCGCUGGGAAAUUUGGGGGUGAAGCCAGACGACUCAAUGAUUGAUGUACUUAUUGGCAAGAAGAUGCUAAGUAUGAUCUUUUAUCCAAUAUGUCCUAAUCCGGAUCUUACCCUUGGAGUAGGACGCCACUCCGAUAUAGAUACUUUCACAGUCUUAUUACAAGACGAAGUUGGUGGUUUAUAUGUCAAAAUGGAACAAGAUACGGGUUAUGGAAAGAAAGGAGAUUGGAUGCAUAUCCCUCCUACUCCCAAUGCUUUGGUCAUCAAUGUUGGUGAUAUGCUACAGAUACUAAGCAAUGGAAAAUACAAAAGUGCAGAGCAUAUAGUUUGUACUUCAAGUACAAAUUCAAGGCUGUCAAUACCCAUUUUUAUAAUGCCAAGAGAAACAGCAAAGAUUGCACCUCUGCCUCAAGUAGUGGAGAAAGAUGGAAUUGCUGUUUAUAGAGAGGUUGUGUAUGUUGAUUAUAUGAAUAAGGUUUUUGCAAAUGCACUGGACGGUAAAAGGCCACUUGAUUUUGCAAAAAUUAGUCCUGCAUAACUCACACUUGAAAAGCGUUAUGCAGAUUCCGUGCUUCAUCAGUUUACCAAUAAAUUCAAGGGUGAUGAGCUCUUUCAAAUUCUACAUUCCUGAUCUUCCCAAGCUUAAAUAAAAAGCUGCUCUUUCAUGUAAUUGUGUUUGUUUAUUAGAAAUAAAAAUACAGAUUUGUGGGUA